Molecule: messenger RNA, 945 nt
Organism: Oncorhynchus keta (chum salmon)
Lineage: Eukaryota; Metazoa; Chordata; Actinopteri; Salmoniformes; Salmonidae
Product: histidine-rich glycoprotein-like
Exons: 4
Coding region: 1-945 (314 amino acids)
Source: RefSeq, a predicted model, not a curated record
AUGCCUGGAGAACCAUUUCCUCUUUUAGAACAGGUUCUGUUCCAUCACCACGAGCCAUUUCCUCUUUUAGAACAGGUUCUGUUCCAUCACCACGAGCCAUUUCCUCUUUUAGAACAGGUUCUGUUCCAUCACCACGAGCCAUUUCCUCUUUUAGAACAGGUUCUGUUCCAUCACCACCAGCCAUUUCCUCUUUUAGAACAGGUUCUGUUCCAUCACCACCAGCCGUUUCCUCUUUUAGAACAGGUUCUGUUCCAUCACCACGAGCCAUUUCCUCUUUUAGAACAGGUUCUGUUCCAUCACCACCAGCCAUUUCCUCUUUUAGAACAGGUUCUGUUCCAUCACCACGAGCCAUUUCCUCUUUUAGAACAGGUUCUGUUCCAUCACCACUACCCAUUUCCUCUUUUAGAACAGGUUCUGUUCCAUCACCACGAGCCAUUUCCUCUUUUAGAACAGGUUCUGUUCCAUCACCACGAGCCAUUUCCUCUUUUAGAACAGGUUCUGUUCCAUCACCACGAGCCAUUUCCUCUUUUAGAACAGGUUCUGUUCCAUCACCACGAGCCAUUUCCUCUUUUAGAACAGGUUCUGUUCCAUCACCACGAGCCAUUUCCUCUUUUAGAACAGGUUCUGUUCCAUCACCACGAGCCAUUUCCUCUUUUAGAACAGGUUCUGUUCCAUCACCACCAGCCGUUUCCUCUUUUAGAACAGGUUCUGUUCCAUCACCACCAGCCGUUUCCUCUUUUAGAACAGGUUCUGUUCCAUCACCACCAGCCGUUUUCUCUUUUAGAACAGGUUCUGUUCCAGCAUCUGUAUCCCUCUUUUGUUCUCUUCUACCACUGCACUCUGUUCCAGUCCAGAGCACCCAAUGGCCUUGCACGUGUCAAAUCCCUUGUCCAAUAUCGUCCCAGAGAACCAUCUCCUUCAUCCAGGCCCACCACAAGACGUUAG